Molecule: messenger RNA, 1668 nt
Organism: Notolabrus celidotus (New Zealand spotty)
Lineage: Eukaryota; Metazoa; Chordata; Actinopteri; Labriformes; Labridae
Product: gasdermin-E-like
Exons: 10
Coding region: 181-1614 (477 amino acids)
Biological process (GO): programmed cell death
Cellular component (GO): cytoplasm
Source: RefSeq, a predicted model, not a curated record
GCUGUUGUUCGGCCACAGUGUCCUGUAGAUGGAGGGCGUGGUGACAGUCUGUUCACAGCCACAGAGGGAGCAGCUCCUGCUUUGUUCAGUCGGAGCUUUGCUGUCUGCUCUCUAAGUCUGGUCUCAAAGAAACUUUAUCGUGUGUUUCACCAUUAAAGUCAGGACUUCUGGUGCUUGGAGAUGUUUGCCACAGCUGCCAGAAACUUUGUGGAGGAGGUAGAUCAGGGGGGUUUGUUGAUCCCAGUGUCCGGCCUGAAUGAUACUAUUAAUCUCCUGACAGUUGUGGUGAAGCGCAAGCGUUUCUGGUUUUGGCAGAAGGCCAAGUAUCUUCCCACAGAUUUCAUCCUCAAUGAUAUACUAACAGGAGACACACCUAUAAAGCCAGUUGUCCUCGAGACAGACUUCAUCAAAUACGAUGGAACAUAUGGGGACAAAAUUUCGGGAUCUAUUGAAGCAAACAUUUUGGAUAAAUCCAAUUUGAAUGUGGAGGGUCAAGACUCUUCAAAACUCAAGUCUUCCUUUGGCAACUUGAAAAAGGAGGAAGUGGAGGUUCAGAAACUGCUGCGAGACUCCAAAGGCAGGCUCUUGGACAUGUCCCAUGAUCUGGUCCAGCAGACAAUGGAGAAUCACAGGCAGGUGUUUGGAAUAGUGAAGGAGCGUAUUUUGACCACCCAGCUCUGCUCGGUCAUAGAGGAGGUGCAGCAGAGCGGACAGUGUGGAGGAGGUUUCGACUUCUGCAGGCCCAAAGGCCCUAAGGUUACACUGAAAGAGAAUGGGAGCCUGACUAAAGACAGCAACGUGACCAUGGAGAUUCCCAUCAGUACUACCAUCGCCUAUGCUCUUAUAGAACUAGAGAUCAAGCAUGAUGGACAUUUUGGCCUGUGUCUGAUGUCAGGCACAGAUGGAGGAUUUGAAGUAGAUGGCCCUGCAGGAGAAGAACUGAUGGCUGUUUCAAGAGCUCAUUUAAACUCCUCUGAAAAUAAACACCUGAGAGAAGCAGAGUUGGAGCGGCUGAGAGAUCAUUUCAACCUUCUUUCUGCUCUUCCUGCCGCCACAAGAUCCUCUCUGCUCCAGCACAUAACAAACGUUAUGGAGAACAGAGACGCUGUCAGCUCACUUCAGCAAGUGCUGGAACAGAUGUGCCAUGAUGAGAAACCUGACCUGGAUAAGGGUUCAGCCACAGACUCUCAGAAGCAGAACAUUCAAGCAAUUCUGGACCUAUUGGAGAAAUCUGAGGGGGCAAAGUCAGCUCAGGGAAACCAAUCCACUUCUGCCCUCACUGCUCUUCACCUGGUUGUCAGCGCCAUUGAUGAGUUGCCACAUGAAUGUCAUGCUAUCUUGGUGACGUGCUGCAAUCUCACAGAGUUACAGACUCUGGAACAACUGGUGCACUGCAUGUCAGGGAAUGGAGAGUUAACUUUGGACAGCACAGGUCAAGCUGCACUAACCGAAGACAUCUUCGAAAAGACUAAAAAUCUGUUCGCCUUCGGUCACAUGUCCCUGGAGCGAGACGAGGACACUGUGAAGACAGAAAUGCACAGUCAGACAGGACACCAUGCUCUUGCUCUGUGUAUCGCGAUUAAAGGUCUUGCCUCAUUGGCCAAAGAAGGUUGAACUAGACUUCUUUAUAUCCACCAAAGAUAAACUGAAGGACUGAGGUGUAAUGAG